CGAAGGAUCGACCAGGGGAUCCACGUCGGGGUUUGGACACGUAUUACGUUGACCUUCACAUUCAGCUAAUCUCUCAAGACUUGGAACAAUGCCAACAUCAGUGAUACCUACACCAAAGAUUAUUUCAGCAGCAGCUCGUAGUCUAGUCGUGGAAUGGGAAACUCAAGAUGAAGUCGAACAGACUGGCACAUAUCAGCUCUCGCGUGGGGAAGAAGCAGACCCUGAACUUUUAGUCGUUUACGAAGGAAGUGAUACCAACGUGGAGAUCCAUGAUUUGAAGCCAGAGACAAGAUAUAGGAUUAAGCUGCGUGUCAGGGAGAGUCCGGAGCUCGGUGGCGACUGGAGCAAGGAAUAUGCUGAGAUCGAGGGCAGAACGACAGAUGAGACCCUUUCGGCACGCCUUACAAAUCAGCUCUUUCGUGCUGUUGGAAAUAAUGAUGCUGAAGCUAUCCGACGAAUUACCUCCGACCAUGGAAAGGAAGUUAGCCUAGAGAUGAGGGAUCGAUUUGGCAAAACUAUGCUUAUGAACGCUUGUCAAAGCGCCUCACGGGGCGUUGUGGAAGCCCUGCUCAAAGCCGGAGCUUCUGACACCGCGACCACGCGCUCUGGAAAAACGCCUCUCAGUCUCGCAGCUACCUAUGGGAACCUCCGCGCUGUAGAGGCUCUGCUAGACCGUUCAACGGAGACUCUGGACAGCCAAGAUCUGGGCGGUUCCACGCCUCUGAUGUGGGCGGCGGAGAACGCAACAUCCAAGCACCCACAUGGUGUGGCUAUCGUUGAGCUACUCCUUGAUAAGGGGGCAAGUGUUAAUAUUGAGGACGCGCGACAGCAAACCGCACUAGACCGCCUGUGCGCAACAUCAGGGAGUAUCAGUGCCGCAAGAGCCAUGUUGGAGAAAGGAGCCAGAAUCAUCACGGAGGUGGACAAGCACAACAAUGUACAUAUGACAACCUUGAUGUCAGCCGCCCUAAAUGGUCAUAGAGAUCUGUGCGUGGAGCUUAUGGAUAGAUGGGGAGUAGAUCCAAGAGCAAGGACGGAAUUUGGGAACUGCUAUUAAAUUUGCAGAGCAAGGAGGACAUACCGACGUGGCUCAUGCCAUUAAUGAAAGAAUCAAAAGAUGGGAGGAAGAUGAAAAUCGCUGAUGCUAUCUUUACGCAGACUUUUAUGCUCAAAUAUGCAUUGAUAUAUCUAAAUGCAAAAGAUAUAAAUAUCGCCAAAAUCGC
This is a messenger RNA of Spizellomyces punctatus DAOM BR117, 1223 nucleotides long. RefSeq lists its product as uncharacterized. The transcript has 3 exons. Gene Ontology annotation, molecular function: protein binding. The record is from RefSeq and is a predicted model, not a curated record. NCBI's taxonomy places the organism in Eukaryota, Fungi, Chytridiomycota, Chytridiomycetes, Spizellomycetales, Spizellomycetaceae. Bases 89 to 1057 code for a protein of 322 amino acids.